UGAUUGGCCUUGCUAAUCUCUGCCACAUUCCUCUGGGAGGGGUUUUAUUGUGUGUUGAGAAGGAUGGAGACUGAAUGAGUGUUGUGCACUAUGGACUUGUGAAUGCCUCUGUUUAACAGGACUCCCUCCGUGUCGGCUCUUACAAGUGUUGUUCUUUGGGACUGAAUGAAGCAAGAAAGAUGAGUUCGACCAAAAUCACCAACAUCGACGCGUUGGAGCUGCAAGAAGGCGUUCAGAAUGAAGCCUUUCAAGAAGAUGAUGAUACAUCCGAUGCAUCAAGCACUCGAGAGCAGCAGGCCACCAGCGUCUCUGUCACUGGGUCGGAGGAGAACGAGUGCACUCAGAUUAAGCCGUAUGCUGGGAUGCCCAAAGAGGUCCUGAUGUUACACUCCAGCAAAGCCUGCUACCGCAUACCUCGAGAGAUUAUUUUCUGGCUGAUCAUUGCAUGCACCUUGGCCCUUAUUGCCAUGACCGUUACGAUCGUGGCGCUGUCACCUCGAUGCAUGAGCUGGUGGCAGCUGUCUCCGGUCUAUCAGGUUUAUCCACGAUCAUUCAAAGAUUCAAAUGCUGAUGGUGUUGGAGACCUCAAAGCGUCACAUUGUUUGCUUCAUCAGGUGAGUGUCUUCGGGAAUUCCACCUGGGAGUAUGAUGAGAUGCGACAACAGUGCUAUUUCCAUCAGUUCCUCAAAGAACAGCCGGAUCUGAACUACCGUAACCCCCGAGUCAUAGAGGAGAUGACGGACAUAAUCCAUUUCUGGCUGAAGAAGGGGGUGGAUGGGUUCCGCAUGGACGCUGUGAAACACAUGCUUGAGGCCACCCAUUUGAGAAAUGAACCCCAGGUCGACCCUGACCAAGAUCCAUCGACUGUGGACACAGAGUUUGAGCUGUACCAUGACUACUUACCAAAUACCCUCCACGCCUUAAUAAUAGACUUCACUGCGCUUCUAGGCAUUGAUAAAGCCUUAGAAAUGAGCAACAGUCGGGACCCGCAGCGAACACCAAUGCAGUGGAACGAUCAGUUCAAUGCUGGUUUUAGUGACAGUGAAAAUGGCACAUGGCUAGACAUCGCUCCAGACUACAGCACUGUUAAUGUGGAGCUUCAGCAGGCUGAUCCAAACUCCACCAUUUCACAGUAUCGUGCUCUGACUUUGCUCAAAGGGGCUGAGUUGGCCCUGUCCCGAGGCUGGUUCUGCUUCAUCUGGAGUGAUGUCAAUGUAUUCGCUUAUUUGCGUGAGCUGGAUGGACUCAACAAAGCCUUCCUGGUGGUUCUAAACUUCGGCAAGGAUACUACAACAGACUUGUCUUUAGUUAGUGAGUUGCCAGAUACUCUUACUGUGCAUUUAAGUACACUGCCAAUAAGUCAAAAGACUUUCUCUAAAUCCAGAAUUCUGACAUCUCAAGGGCAAGGACUGCUCCUGGAAUAUUCCACCAAACAGCGCUUUCACCCAAACCAUGCAUCUGAGUGCUAUGUUUCUGAGAAAGCCUGCUACUUGCCUGCACUAGAUAUUCUGUACAAGUGUUGAAGAUACUUUCUAGAAGAUGUGUCCUAACUUAACCGACACAGUGACAAACGAUAAAGGCUAUCUAUUCCUUGUUUUAUUUCGGUGGUGUCAUGCUGGCUAGUCCCGCCCACCUUGAAAUGUCAUUGGUCCAAAAUCUCACUCCAUAUUAUUGUGAUAGUGUGUAUCUUUUGUGUUAAGUGUGAACCGGCAAGUUGCCCAGUGAUGCAAACUGUUUUUGUCAGAUGAACUUUUAUUCAAAAGGAACUAGCAUCUAUGUAACAAAAUAAACGUUUGGUUUAUUAAGAAAAAUCUGAAAAACUUUUUUGUCUGGUUGUUUUUCACUCACACAUACACAUAUAAUUUAGUCUCGUGGUCUAUGAGACUUGCCAGUCAGGUUAUUUGACCAUUCUUUUUGUCUCUGUCGAGUUUUUUUGAUGGUCUAGUCCAAGUUCUGUGUAAAGAAAGGCUAACUGUCAGG
Messenger RNA from Sinocyclocheilus grahami, 1980 nucleotides. RefSeq names its product neutral and basic amino acid transport protein rBAT-like. The coding region runs from base 180 to 1523 and encodes 447 amino acids. Lineage: Eukaryota; Metazoa; Chordata; Actinopteri; Cypriniformes; Cyprinidae. The record is from RefSeq and is a predicted model, not a curated record. Gene Ontology annotation, biological process: amino acid transport; carbohydrate metabolic process. The transcript has 6 exons.